Aspergillus pseudotamarii is the source of this 1092-nucleotide messenger RNA. RefSeq names its product SET domain-containing protein. The record is from RefSeq and is a predicted model, not a curated record. Gene Ontology annotation, molecular function: protein binding. Lineage: Eukaryota; Fungi; Ascomycota; Eurotiomycetes; Eurotiales; Aspergillaceae. The coding region runs from base 1 to 1092 and encodes 363 amino acids. The transcript has 2 exons.
AUGCAAUCACCCAUAGCCAGGGAACGAUUACUCGCAACAACAGAUCACCUUAUCAGGGCCGAUCGAAAUUUAAGCGAUCGUCAACAAUCAUGGAUCCACCCUCGUUUAAUCCAGAGCGUGGACCCGAUCAAGGGCCGUCAGCUCCGAGUCUCCCAACCCGUGCGAAAGGGUGAAUUAUUGCUUGUGGACCUGCCCUAUGCGCUUAUCCCGGUCGUCGAUUGUCCGGAACAAAGCGAAGAUAUUCGUUGUAGCAAUCCUGCUUGUCAUAGACGUGUUGCUCAGACCGUAGAGCGCGUAUCUUGUCCGAACCGAUGCUCGGCCGAUGUGGUCUGGUGCAAUCCAUCGUGUCGGGAUGCCGACAGUAUCCGCCAUCAAUUCGAAUGCACCUGGUUAAGGAAAUAUGCCACCUCAAUACGCUCCAAAUGGGGCGAGUAUGACUUCGGUAUGCUGUGGUUAAUUGUGCGCAUCCUGGCCAACCGGCAUGUGGAAUUUCGGAAUACACCCUCAAGCGACAAAACCGGUUCGGACUUUUCGAAUCCUAGUUCUUUCGAGACAGGUUGGAACGCUAUCCGCUCGUUCUGCGGGUCUCAAGAUACCUGGGGUCAUUCCCAAGUGCGACAUUGGACCAUGUUGGUCAAGAAAUAUCUGGGAAGCAGCGAUUCCCUAUCACAUGGCUUGAGUUCCAGCGAUGUGCUGGAUUUAAUUUGUCAAGAAGAGGCCAAUUCAUUUGGCUUGUACCCUAGGGAGACCGGGGCUUUUCCCCUCCCGGAGCUUGCAGUCGAUCGCGGAGAGCAGUUCGGGGCUGGCGUAUACCCGACUGCAGCUCUCGCGAAUCACUCUUGCUCUCCGAAUAUAAUACAUAAACCCGAUAGCCAAAGCCGAAUGGUCUUCGUCGCUUCGAAGGACAUUGCUACCGGCGAGGAGUGCUGUAUAUCCUACUUCGAUCUGACGAAGAAGGUCGAACUCAAAGAUCGACGACACCACCUUCGAGAGUCGUUCCUCUUUGUUUGCAAGUGCGAUAGAUGUGUCUCGGAGGAACCUCCUAAGGAGGAGGUGCAGUGGGAUGAAUUCCCGUUGAUGGAGGAUUUUUAA